Molecule: messenger RNA, 855 nt
Organism: Bradysia coprophila
Lineage: Eukaryota; Metazoa; Arthropoda; Insecta; Diptera; Sciaridae
Product: thymus-specific serine protease-like
Biological process (GO): proteolysis
Molecular function (GO): serine-type exopeptidase activity; dipeptidyl-peptidase activity
Source: RefSeq, a predicted model, not a curated record
AUGGCAAAAUUCCUGCUAAUAUCAGUGCUCAUUGCAUUGGCCGUUAUGUCAGAAGGACUAUCACUGAAAAAACUAUUGAAUCGACGUGAUCCAUUCCCUUCAGAGCCAGAGAACCCACCAAGCCCCAAAAAUGUCGUUUGGGGAAAUAUAACUCAGCAACUAGACCAUUUUGAUCUGACUAAUGAUGCCACCUGGACACAACGAUACCUGAUGAAUGGUGAAUUUUUCCGCGAAGGAGGUGCAAUUUUCGUUUUCCUAGCCGGGGAAUGGAGCAUCACUCCAUAUCGUUUGGAAAACAGUUUAAUGGCAGAUUUGGCUAGAGAAUUGAAUGGAUACAUGUUCUACUUGGAGCAUCGUUAUUACGGCGAAAGCAGACCAACUGAAGAUGUCUCCGAUGCAAAUCUUCAAUUCCUGACUUCCGAACAAGCACUCGCUGAUGUAGCGCAUUUCGUAGCUCACAUUAAAUCUAACAGUGUUACGCCUGGAGCGAGAGAUUCUCCGGUCAUUGUCAUCGGUGGACAUUACUCUGGAAGUUUAGCAAUUUUUUUCCGUCAGAAGUAUCCUCAUCUCUCCCUAGGUGCAUGGGCUUCGAGUGCUCCUCUUUUAUCGAUCGUUGAUCAUUUCCAGUAUAAAGAACUUGCCGGUGCCGUUUAUCGCCAAGUUGGCGGAGCUGAAUGCUACAACGUUUUGCAACGAGGAUUUGCUCAAACGGAACAGAUGUUGGACGACGGUUUAGAUGACGAAGUUGAAGAAAUCUUCCAUUUGUGUGGAGACAUUGAAACCGAACAAGAUCGUCAGAUUUUCUUCGCGACUAUGUCGGCAUUCUACUCGCUGUUGGCUCAAUUUGAUGAGUAA